GGAGGAGCAGCAACAAAAAUCAACACAAUGGUGAUAAAGAUGGUCAGUCUGGCAAACACUGGCUUCUACUAUACUACAACAAAGAGUGCAAAGCUAAGCACAAGAAAGCUGUUGCUGCGAAAGUAUGACCCUGUCGUACAACAACAUGUUCUGUUCAAGGAAGAGAAGAUUAGCAGAAAGAAGAAGUAA
Molecule: messenger RNA, 189 nt
Organism: Acytostelium subglobosum LB1
Lineage: Eukaryota; Evosea; Eumycetozoa; Acytosteliales; Acytosteliaceae
Exons: 2
Biological process (GO): translation
Cellular component (GO): large ribosomal subunit; ribosome
Molecular function (GO): structural constituent of ribosome
Source: RefSeq, a predicted model, not a curated record